Nycticebus coucang (slow loris) is the source of this 833-nucleotide messenger RNA. RefSeq names its product BEN domain-containing protein 6-like. Gene Ontology annotation, molecular function: DNA binding; transcription corepressor activity. The record is from RefSeq and is a predicted model, not a curated record. Gene Ontology annotation, biological process: negative regulation of Notch signaling pathway; positive regulation of neuron differentiation. Gene Ontology annotation, cellular component: nucleus. The transcript has a single exon. The coding region runs from base 79 to 630 and encodes 183 amino acids. Lineage: Eukaryota; Metazoa; Chordata; Mammalia; Primates; Lorisidae.
UUGUGCACCAAAAUAAAAAGCCUGAAAGAAAACUAACAAACACGAAAAGAAAACAGCGGACUUGGACAGUCUUUGGUCAUGCUUCAAGUGUUACCACAGGCAGUCACCCAGUUUGCAGAGCUGGUUGGUAUGGCAGAAGCCCUGCUUAAAGGUGUAGGAACCACGUCUACGUCUGCAUCCACCCUCUGGAGAGCAACAAACAACUCCUCCCCAGACUCAUUUACUUCAACAUGCAGUAACUCUAAUUCUAAUUGCAGUUCACCAGUUUCCUUGAAGGCUGAGGAAGAGCAUCAGGCUGAUAAGAAGCAGUUCAAGAUUGAGAAAUGGCAGAUUGCCCGUUGUAAUAAGAGCAAGCCUCAGAAGUUUAUUAAUGACUUAAUGCAAGUGCUAUACACAAAUGAAUAUAUGGCCACACACAGCCUGACGGGAACAAAAUCCUGUACUUCAAGGGACAAAGCCGGAAAACCAGCUAUGAAUCAGAAUGAAGUUCAAGAAAUCAUAGGAGUAACAAAACAAUUAUUUACCAAUACGGAUGAUGUUUCAAUUAGGAGUAUGAUAGGGCAAAAGCUAAACAACUGUACCAAGAAGCCAAAUUUAAGCAAAAAUCCUAACUCUCAGGAUAUUAAGUAGAUUAUUUUGGUAUUACAGGUAUCUGUAACAAAGCUCCUUCAGUUCUAAAUCUAGCAUUGGAUUUUGUGGAGAAUCUGCAACCCUCCUGGCAGUGAGCAGAGACAGACAUCUGCAGUGACAAGCUGUAAGACAUCGUAUCAUCACUGGGCUCCCUGAGGGACCAACAAGCUCGCUGAAGAAGCUGCAUGUAGGUAGAAUCCCUC